Telopea speciosissima is the source of this 1245-nucleotide messenger RNA. RefSeq lists its product as uncharacterized. The record is from RefSeq and is a predicted model, not a curated record. Gene Ontology annotation, molecular function: RNA-DNA hybrid ribonuclease activity; nucleic acid binding. NCBI's taxonomy places the organism in Eukaryota, Viridiplantae, Streptophyta, Magnoliopsida, Proteales, Proteaceae. The transcript has a single exon. Gene Ontology annotation, biological process: DNA integration. The coding region runs from base 1 to 1245 and encodes 414 amino acids.
AUGGCCAGAUGGCUGUCGUUAUUAGCAGAAUUUGACAUAACAUAUGUCAACCAAAAGCCUAUGAAGGGGCGAGCAGUCUUGGACCAUCUAGCUGCACAUCCGGUGGAAUCAGAUUCAUGGCCAAUGGAAGAUCUGUUCCCAGAUGAAGACUUAGCAUGUGCGGAAGAAGAAGAAUGCAAAGACUGGUGGCAAUUGUAUUUUGAUGGCGCAGCCAAUCAAAGGGGAUACGAGGACGAAAUACUGUUGAUAACCCUAGAAGAUCUUUACCUCCCUUCUGCUUUCCGAUUAGAAUUUCCAUGUACCAACAACAUCGCAAAGUACGAAGCAUGUAUGAUUGGCUUGGAGGCCGCCAUGGCAUUGGGAAUCAGGAAGUUGAAAGUUUAUGGGCUAUCAAACUCAAGGAAAUGGAAAACGAAAGAUGAAAAGCUGAAACCCUAUCAGAAACACUUGGAGUGGAUAAUCAAGAAUUUUGAAGAAAUCACAUUCGAAUAUUUGCCAAGAGUCAACAAUAGAUUUGCAGACGCUUUUGCCACCCUCGCCUCAAUAGUUGAAUGUAACUCAGAUACCCAGAUCCGACCAUUUUUUAUGGACAAAAGAUGUGUGCCAGCAUAUGAAGAAUCAGUGAAUGUCUUGACAAUCAAUGGAAAAAUAUGGUUCAGACCCAUAAUUGACUUCAUCAAAGAAAGGAGGUAUCCUGAACAUUUCACAGUGGGUGAAAAGAAGCAGCUAAGAAAGUACGCCACACAAUUCAUGCUCCAAGGAGACUUGUUGUAUAAAAGAUCUUACGAUGGCAUACAACUGCUCUGUGUAGAUGAGGAACAAGCUCAAACAAUCAUGAAAGAAAUCCACCAGGGAAUCUGCGGACCUCAUAUGAAUGCCAGAAUGCUCGUCAAGAAGUUCCUAAGAUUAGGGUAUUAUUGGACAACCAUGGAAGAAGAUUGUGCCAAGUUUAUGAAAAGAUGUCACAAAUGCCAGAUAUUUGCCAACAUUAUUCAUAUUCCUCCCACGGAACUCCAUUCAUUGAAUGCUCUCUGGCCAUUCUCCACAUGGGGCAUUGACAUCAUUGGGAAGGUAACGCUGAAAGCAUCCAACGAACAUGAAUUCAUCCUCGUCUCCGUAGAUUACUUCACCAAAUGGGUGGAAGCACAGUCUUACACCGUCUUAAUAGCUGCAAAGGUAGCAAAAUUCAUCAAGGAAAAUAUCAUAUGCAGAUACGGAGUACCACACGCCCUCAAAUCCGAUUAG